Dunckerocampus dactyliophorus (ringed pipefish) is the source of this 6086-nucleotide messenger RNA. It is a transcript of the gene arhgap29a, whose product is annotated as Rho GTPase activating protein 29a. Gene Ontology annotation, cellular component: cytoplasm. The coding region runs from base 1592 to 5035 and encodes 1147 amino acids. Lineage: Eukaryota; Metazoa; Chordata; Actinopteri; Syngnathiformes; Syngnathidae. Gene Ontology annotation, molecular function: GTPase activator activity. The record is from RefSeq and is a predicted model, not a curated record. The transcript has 21 exons. Gene Ontology annotation, biological process: signal transduction; activation of GTPase activity.
UUUCAGCCCCCCUUGAAACAUCAAAUCUUCUCUGUAGGCCAAUCAACCAGCUUCAAGACUAACCUGUUUUUCGUCUUGCUUUAUCUUAUCUACUCAUUCUUCCUUGGCAGUUUACUAGUGUAAUGUCUUCCUCUCUCUCUUUGGGAGAGGAAUUCCACAAGUUGACAUACAGUACAGUUUUACCGCUUCUAAACCAUAUACUUGUAGCUCUUCAAAGGUUACUCUUAAGACGCUUUGACAUGCAGAUCUCAAUUCUCAAUUCUGCAUAGCCAACACAAAGGAAUCCCCUGAGAAUAUCUCUAGGGCCCUGUGAUUUCCACGUUAAUGAAAUCGUGGGCAGGAUAGGCCAAUAAAGACAGAAACUGUUAUAUGCAAAAAUGACAUGUGCAUCAAAUGUGAACGAACGCGAAGAAAGUGACAGACUCACAACAAUAACAACAUUUACUAAUGUUGUGCAGGGAAGAGUAUGAUUUGUUGCAUAGUAUAACUACCUGUUUUACUGUGCAUAUGACAAUAAAACUCUUGAAUCUUGAAUGUUUUACUGGCAGUGAUAGCUACAACAGAUAAUACAUUAGCCGCCAGCUAGCGCAUCAGUUAGGAAUUAGCAGUGCAACACAUUUUUAGAGCUGUAAUUACAAUACUGUGAUAUUUUUGGCCAAGGUUAUCAUACCAUCAGAAUCUCAUACCGCCCCAUGCAUACCUCCCUCAUAGGGAAAGGGUGAUUCUACAUUGUUUGUUGUAUUUAUUACCAAUAAUCAAUCCACGGGGAUUAUUGUUAUGCUACUGUUAUAACACAUUAUCUCACAUUUGUGGAAAAGUGCAAAGAGAAAGUGAAAAGAGGUAGUGUUUUUUUUUUUUAAUUGUACAAAUUUAUAUUGCAAUUUUCCUUCAGUUUGCCCUGUUUGAAAUUAAAAUUCAACCAUAAAAGUGAUUAUUUACUAUCAUUAUGAUUGCCUCCACCUUUUGCGACUUGAAAGCGUUUCUUUUAAGUUGUGUUUAUGUCAUAGAUCUUCCUCGGAUGCCUUUAUCUAUUCCCGUUUUGCAAGAGUGUUGUUCUUUUCCAGUGAAACAAUACCAAUUUUUCCUCCAUGAUGUAACUUCCACGUUGGGACCACUGGUAGGGGCCUAUGCGAGCACUGGCAUUGUAUUCCAGCAAGGCUCAGGAUGUCCUGUUGGGGGGGUUAGGGGUUGGACAGAAGCAGAGAUGCUAGAGCAUAAGUGAGUUGCGUGCGUUCUAUGGUGAUGACUCGUUGGUUUGGGCCGACUGACAGAGGCUCCCAGGACCACGUAGUCGCGCCGGAAUCCUCUUUGUUUUUUCCGCUGGAUUUAUUUAGUUGUUGUUUUGUUUAAACAGAAAAUGUUGCUUGAUUGAGGACAAUAUGAGCAGAGCAGCAUCGGAAGAAUGGCUUAACCAUCUGGUUCAAGGAUUGUGAUGAUUCCGGAUGGAAUUUUCUAUUGAAUAUGUUGAGAAGAUUCAGGAGUGAAUUUUAAGGAGGUGAACCAAGAGAACAAGCAGAGGCUUUUCGGCGAGAUCCACUCUGCAAUCGACAAAUUGGCAUUCACCGUUGGCAAUGUAGUGUCUGACUUCCUUAUGGGAGAUGCAGAGAAUGGACUGGGGCUCCCCCUAAGUAAGAGGAGCAGGUCUUUUGACAACCUCCCUCUGGAAUCUGGAGGAUCCGGCCCUGAGAAAGAUGAUCCGCCAGGAUCGCCAGUUCGCGUCGAAGAGGUGGACAGGACGCUGCUGCAGCAGGACAACGGGGUGGAGUUGGUGCUACGCUACGCCAAGGACUGGUCCAAGUACACCAAAGACGUGCUGGCGUGGGUGGAGAAACGUCUGAAUAUGGAUAUCGAGUUGGCAAAGAGCUACUGCAAAAUGGCUGAAUCGGCAAAAACCCUCGCAAGUCAACAGGAGUUCAUGCCUUUCCGUGACAUCUACAUGGCUGCUUUCAAAAAUGACAUUGAAUACAGCAGGCUGGUCCUCAGCACCACGGCUGUACUCCAAAGCAACAAAUACAUGCAGCCGCUGGUGACUCGGAAAAACGAGCUGGACAAACUACGCAAGGAGAUGAAGGAGCAGUGGCAGAGACAGCAAAAGAAAAUGCACGAGGCAGACAGCGCACUGAAAAAGGCUCGGAUGCUGCAGGAUCAGCGUCAGACGGAGUACGAAAAGGCCAAAGUGUCCACCAGCCGCCUGGAGGGGGAGCAAAUCGGAGGAGUGGCGGGUGCUGCAGCGGCGAAACAACUUGAGAAGCGGCACAGGCUGGAAGAGGAGGCUCUGCAGAAGGCUGGGGAAGCGAGGGAGCACUGCAAAGCUUGCCAGAUUGACGUCGAGGAAAAAAGAGUGCAUCUGGCCAACACAAAGAGCCAAAUCAUCACUCAGCUCCGAAAGAUGGUCUUCCAGUGCGACCUCACCCUCAAAGCCGUCACGGUCAAUUGGUUCCAGCUCCAGCAGGCCCAGGUCGUGUCGCUCCCCGUCAACCACCAGGGUCUGUGCGAAAAUGCAAAGCGGUAUGAGCCCGGGCAGCGCUACAUCCAGUUUGUGCAGAGGUUGUCCGCUGAUGGGCCUCGCCUCGAGUCCUACUUGUUGGAUUUUUCAUCGAGUGGAGGAAUGCCUCCUGCCAAGCGCACGCUCAGCGGAAGCCACUCGUCCUACAGUAACCUGUCGCAAGGUUCUGUGACGUCCGACCCGCUUGGUAUUGAUGAAGUGGACGGAUCCAACAACACCCAACAAGCCAAGACCGGCACUGACAUUCAAGCACUUCGGCCUCGAUCCAUGAAUUUGACGAGCCAGGGUGGCGGAAUGAACAGCGACGACUCGGAAAGUGCAGGAGGGAGCAGCGAAUCCCGCUCCAUGGACUCGCCCACUGCUAGCCCAGGAGAAUUUAACAGGAAAUUUCCCAGAACUCCCUCCACCGGCACCAUGUCGUCUGCCGACGACCUUGACGAGCGAGAGCCCCCGUCGCCUUCUGACAACGGUUUGAGUGAUCUGGUCAUGGAGGCCGCCAGCUCCCCGGGUCCUUUUCGGAACACCCAGAUGUCCAAAGCUGCUCAAACUCACAAGCUGAGAAAACUCCGAGCGCCCUCCAAGUGUCGCGAGUGCGAUGGCCUGGUGGUUUUUCAAGGAGCAGAGUGUGAGGAGUGUUCGUUAGCCUGCCAUAAGAAGUGCCUGGAGAGCCUGGCCAUCCAGUGCGGCCACAAGAAGCUUCAGAGGAAGCUUCACCUUUUCGGCGUCGACUUCACGCAGACCGCAAAGAACAGCCAGGACGGCAUUCCGUUCAUCAUCCGCAAGUGCACGUCAGAGAUCGAGACCAGAGCGCUCAACGUGAAGGGUAUCUACCGCGUCAACGGCGCCAAGUCCCGCGUGGAGAAGCUGUGUCAAGCGUUUGAGAACGGCAAAGACCUGGUGGAGAUGUCGGACCUUUACCCCCACGACAUUAGCAACGUACUCAAACUCUACCUGAGACAGCUUCCAGAGCCGCUCGUCCUUUUCCGCUACUAUGACGACCUUAUCGGCCUGGCCAAAGAAAGCCAAAGUGGGAUUGUGGCAGAUUUGGAAGCAUUUCGCCUGAGUUCCUCCCCGGUGACGCCGGCUCAGGUCAGCGUGGAGCUCAACCGCAUCCUCUUCAAGAUCAAGGACCUCCUGAGGCAGCUGCCGCACGCUCACCAGAAGACGCUGCAGUUCCUUAUCGAGCAUCUGCACCGGGUGACAGAGCGAUCUGAGGAGAACAAGAUGACGGCAAGGAACCUGGGGAUCAUCUUUGGCCCGACGCUCAUCAAACCGAGGCAGGCAGACGCAGACGUCGCCUUGUCCUCGCUGGUGGAUUACCCCUACCAGGCGCUCAUCGUGGAGCUCAUCAUCAGGCACUACCAGAUGAUCUUCGACGUCCCCCUCAGUCCAGUGGUGGGCAACUCCCCCACCGAGGUUUACGCUCAGCCCUUACCCGAUAUCCGCAUUCCUCAGCAGGAAAAGGAGCGGAACCUGAGCAGGUACUCCAAGUCGGUGAGCGACAUCCAGGAGCUCAGCUCCAAGGACUUCAAGAGACAUUCCUCCACUCCUUCCCACCAUUCCUUCGCAGACUUUCAGGACUUGGAAGGAAAUGAAUUUCAACCUGCAGAUGAACCGGAUUCCAAGUCCUGCAACGGGGUUUUAUCCUCAAGUGCCACUGAGCUGCCCAAGCCGAGCGAGCGAGGCCUCUACCGCUCUCCGCACGUCACGGCCACAACCAGGGUGCAUCUGCGACAGCAUCGCAACAGGUUCACCUCCCGACCGGUGAGCAUGCCGGUCGAACGAAGUCACGACCGAGGCAGAGCGGACGAGAGGCCCACCUGGACCAGCGCCGAUGACGACGACAGGAAAGGAGACCACUCCAUCCAGUCCAUCCAAGAGGUGGAUGAAAGUGACACAAGGCUGCGAGCGGGCACGCAUCAUCGGAGCACGUUUAUCGACACCCAGACGUUACGCAGAACGUGGGACAAACAGUACAAGCACGAUGUUGCUUCCAGACCGGUUAAAAUAGUUUACAGUACAGACGCUAAAGCAGAAGACGGUGGCAACGUGUCUCCUUAUGCGCCAUUGAGCUUGUCGCUUGAGGACUCCGGGGGUGCUGUUAGCACCGCCAACGGACCUUCCAGCUUUUCAACGCAACCUGGCAGAACGUUGAGAAGGGAGGGCAACGUAACCAUGUUCAACAUCGUCUCAAAGGGUUUCCGGGCUUCUAGGACCCUCCAACCUCCACCGGGAACUUUUUACAAGCCUCCAUCGGGGAGUCAAACCAAAUCCCUUCACACGUUGACCAACAGCGCUGAAGACGAAGAGGUGGAGGGCGAGGAGGACGAGGAGGAGGAGGAGCUUGAGAUCGAGGUGUCUGUAGAUGAGCCUCACGAGGAGGGCGCCGAGGCGGAGCAGGCGGCCACCUCGCCGUCCCAAAGCCCGAGUCCUGAUGGGGCGGGGCCAAACCAGGGCAGACCUGUUUACCAGAGACUAAGGUCUAGGCACCUUCAAGAGGUGGAACAUCGAGAAGCUCAUUUCGUGUGAUCCACGGUCCUUUUGUGCAUUAGAGACACAAUGAAGACAAAUAGUAAGACUGAUGGUCCUGUGCCGAGAAGCAACGCCCCUUUUUCAUCCCAGGAUGCACUUAAAUGUACGUUCCCCCCCCCCGGUAUGUCUUCUGGACGAUCACUCACUUACCACAAUGGCCACCAGGUUGGACUAUUUAUACAUUUUAAAGCUGUGCAAUUGCAUUUUAUGUGAAUAGUUUGUAUAUGUUCUUCCAGAUUCACGAUGUCGUGUUUAUAUACCAAAAAAAGAAAUAUAUUUGAAUAGUACAAGAAUGCAUGUAGCCAGCACACUGAAACACAGGAAUCUUACUGAGCUUUGUUACCGUCUUCUAAACUUCUCUGUAAAGCAAUAAAAGACACUUGCUCUGUGGAGCAUUUGUAUUAUCAUAAAGCUUUUUAUACAGCUGAGCAUACGGCCUAAGAAGCCGGCUUCCAUCGCAUGAUAGCUGAACUGUAAAGCAUUCUUCAUAGCCAAAGCAGUUUUUCAGUAUUUCUACAGCAGGACUAUAAAUAAGCUAAACCUUUCAUGUCUUAAACCCUCGAGGCACCUUGGGGGACCAAAUCAUGUCCAUUCUGCUCAUUUGUUUCUUAAUAUAAGGUGUUUAGAAUAAAUACUUGCACUCUUUACCCCCGAGAACCAUUUGGUCCCAUUCACUCCAGUUAUAACCAACGUAAUAAAAACGCACAUCCAACAAUAAUGCAUCAGAAUCAGAUAUGGAAAAUAUAUAUUUUUUUAAAAUUCAUAGUGUUUUUCUAGGUGUACUUCUAAAAUAUAUUUGUGAAUAUUAAAUAAGCCCUGAAGUUGUUAAAAAUGGAUGUGGUGAAAGUGAAGAAAAACAUUGCUAUGUUUCACUUUUAUGAGAGGAACCAUUUGGGGACCUAAGGGGUAAAAAGUGUAACUUUUUCAAUAGAGCAUUUUUUAUGUUGUAUGAUUCAAUGUAAAAAAAAAACAAAAAACAGGUACAUCCGAACAAGCAUACUUUUGUAACUUAUUAAAUAUAUCUGGCAACUUUCACUUGAUUGUGCUU